This is a messenger RNA of Neomonachus schauinslandi (Hawaiian monk seal), 3231 nucleotides long. It is a transcript of the gene FRMD4A, whose product is annotated as FERM domain containing 4A. Gene Ontology annotation, cellular component: cytoskeleton; bicellular tight junction; adherens junction. Gene Ontology annotation, biological process: establishment of epithelial cell polarity. The record is from RefSeq and is a predicted model, not a curated record. Bases 1 to 3231 code for a protein of 1076 amino acids. Lineage: Eukaryota; Metazoa; Chordata; Mammalia; Carnivora; Phocidae. The transcript has 23 exons.
AUGGCUGCAGGGCCGCUGGGCUCAGAAGACCUGCAAUGUAGCUGCGACCGUCCCGUGUGGGGCCUGACUUCCCGGGUGCUGAGGACGUGUCGAGGGGGACGCCUUCGGGUCCUGCAGCUGAUGCUGAAACCAUGGUGCAUCUCCAGGGCUGUCUACCAGAUGACGGAGGGCCGUCGAUGUCAAGUACAUCUUCUUGAUGACAGGAAGCUGGAACUGCUAGUGCAGCCCAAGCUUUUGGCCAAGGAGCUGCUGGACCUCGUGGCCUCUCACUUCAAUCUGAAGGAAAAGGAAUACUUUGGAAUAGCCUUCACAGAUGAGACGGGACACUUAAACUGGCUUCAACUAGACCGAAGAGUAUUGGAACAUGACUUCCCCAAAAAGUCAGGACCAGUGGUUUUAUACUUUUGUGUCAGGUUCUAUAUAGAAAGCAUCUCAUACCUGAAGGACAAUGCUACCAUCGAGCUCUUCUUUCUGAAUGCUAAGUCCUGUAUCUACAAGGAGCUGAUCGACGUUGACAGUGAAGUGGUAUUUGAAUUGGCCUCCUAUAUUUUACAGGAGGCAAAGGGAGAUUUUUCUAGCAAUGAGGUGGUGAGGAGUGACUUGAAGAAGUUGCCUGCGCUUCCCACUCAAGCCCUGAAGGAGCACCCUUCCCUGGCCUACUGCGAGGAUCGAGUAAUUGAACACUACAAGAAACUGAAUGGCCAGACCAGAGGUCAAGCAAUUGUAAACUACAUGAGCAUCGUGGAGUCUCUCCCAACCUACGGGGUUCACUACUACGCAGUGAAGGACAAGCAGGGGAUACCAUGGUGGCUGGGACUGAGCUACAAAGGAAUCUUCCAAUAUGACUACCAUGAUAAAGUGAAGCCACGGAAGAUAUUCCAAUGGAGACAGUUGGAAAACCUGUAUUUCAGAGAGAAGAAGUUUUCCGUGGAAGUUCAUGACCCCCGCAGGGCUUCAGUGACAAGGAGGACAUUUGGACACAGCGGCAUUGCAGUGCAUACGUGGUAUGCGUGUCCGGCUUUGAUCAAGUCCAUUUGGGCUAUGGCCAUUAGCCAACACCAGUUCUAUCUGGACAGAAAGCAGAGUAAGUCUAAAAUCCAUGCCGCACGAAGCCUGAGUGAGAUCGCCAUUGACCUGACCGAGACGGGCACGCUGAAGACCUCCAAGUUGGCCAACAUGGGGAGCAAGGGGAAGAUCAUCAGUGGCAGCAGCGGGAGCCUCCUGUCGUCAGGUUCUCAGGAAUCCGAUAGCUCUCAGUCGGCCAAGAAAGACAUGCUGGCCGCCUUGAAAUCCAGGCAGGAAGCACUGGAGGAAACGCUCCGCCAACGGCUGGAGGAACUGAAGAAACUCUGUCUUCGAGAAGCUGAGCUGACAGGCAAGCUGCCCGUUGAAUAUCCCUUGGAUCCAGGGGAGGAACCACCCAUUGUUCGGAGAAGAAUCGGGACAGCCUUCAAGCUGGAUGAACAGAAAAUCCUGCCCAAAGGAGAGGAAGCUGAGCUGGAACGCCUGGAACGAGAGUUCGCCAUUCAAUCCCAGAUUACAGAGGCUGCCCGCCGCCUCGCCAGUGACCCCAAUGUCAGCAAAAAACUGAAGAAACAAAGGAAAACCUCUUAUCUGAAUGCACUGAAGAAGCUGCAGGAGAUUGAAAAUGCCAUCAACGAGAACCGCAUCAAGUCCGGGAAGAAACCCACGCAGAGGGCUUCCCUGAUCAUCGCCGAUGGAAAUAUUGCCAGUGAAGACAGUUCCCUCUCAGAUGCCCUUGUGCUAGAGGAUGAAGACUCUCAGGUCACCAGCACACUGUCCCCCUUACAGUCUCCUCACAAGGGACUCCCUCCUCGGCCACCAUCACACAACAGGCCCCCCCCUCCCCAGUCCCUGGAGGGACUCCGGCAGAUGCACUAUCACCGCAACGACUAUGACAAGUCCCCCAUAAAGCCCAAAAUGUGGAGCGAGUCCUCUUUGGAUGAGCCUUACGAGAAGGUCAAGAAACGCUCCUCCCACGGCCAUUCCAGCACCCACAAGCGCUUUCCCAGUACGGGGAGCUGUGCUGAAGCUGGAGGGGGCAGCAGCUCCCUGCAGAACAGCCCCAUCCGCAGCCUGCCCCACUGGAACUCACAGUCCAGCAUGCCGUCCACCCCAGACCUCCGGGUCCGGAGUCCCCACUACGUUCAUUCCACGAGGUCGGUGGACCUCAGCCCCACACGGCUGCACAGCCUCGCCCUGCACUUUAGGCACCGGAGCUCCAGCUUGGAGUCCCAGGGCAAGCUCCUGGGCUCGGAGAACGACACCGGGAGCCCCGACUUCUACACCCCACGGACUCGUAGCAGCAACGGCUCCGACCCCAUGGACGACUGCUCCUCCUGCACCAGCCACUCGAGCUCGGAGCACUACUACCCGGCGCAGAUGAACGCCAACUACUCCACGCUGGCCGAGGACUCGCCGUCGAAGGCGCGCGCGCGGCAGCGGCAGCGGCAGCGGGCGGCGGGCGCGCUGGGCGCGGCGAACUCGGGCAGCAUGCCCAACCUGGCGGCGCGUGGCGGCGGCGCGCACGGCGGCGGCGGCGGCGCGCACGGCGUCUACCUGCACAGCCAGAGCCAGCCGAGCUCGCAGUACCGCAUCAAGGAGUACCCGCUGUACAUCGAGGGCAGCGCCACGCCCGUGGUGGUGCGCAGCCUGGAGAGCGACCAGGAGGGCCACUACAGCGUCAAGGCGCAGUUCAAGACCUCCAAUUCGUACACGGCGGGCGGCCUGUUCAGGGAGAGCUGGCGCGGCGGCGACGAGGGCGACGCGGGCCGCCUGACGCCGUCGCGCUCGCAGAUCCUGCGGACUCCGUCGCUGGGCCGCGAGGGCGCCCACGACAAGGGCGCGGGCCGCGCCGCCGUCUCGGACGAGCUGCGCCAGUGGUACCAGCGCUCCACGGCCUCGCACAAGGAGCACAGCCGCCUGUCGCACACCAGCUCCACCUCGUCGGACAGCGGCUCCCAGUACAGCACCUCCUCCCAGAGCACCUUCGUGGCGCACAGCAGGGUCACCAGGAUGCCCCAGAUGUGCAAGGCCACGUCAGCUGCCUUACCUCAAAGCCAGAGAAGCUCAACACCGUCAAGUGAAAUUGGAGCGACGCCCCCAAGCAGUCCCCACCACAUCCUAACCUGGCAGACUGGAGAAGCAACAGAAAGCUCACCCAUUAUGGAUGGGUCUGAGUCUCCAACUCACCAAAGCACUGAUGAAUAG